AUGUCAGAUGAAAUCGGUACCAAGGCAGACAACGCCACUGAUGGCGAUAAGGUAGCCAAAGACGGGACAAACGACGAAAGCGCUACAAAGGAACCGAAAGAGGUGAAACCGAGAUCCGUAUCCUUCAAUAGGGACGUACACGUAAAACGCUUCGGUAAACCCCGGGACCGGGGUGCCUCUUCAGAACAUCAAUCUCCAUCAAUCCGGAAGGAACCCUUUACCCAUCUUUCCGAACAAGAACUAAUUGAGGAAGCAAAUAGAGUACUUGCUCAAGCCAAAAGUGUCAGCUGCACCGCCGAUCAUCCACCAGACAAAUUCUUUUCCCUACCCCAUAGAAGAAAAUUUAAAGAAGACAGGUCUGCAAGACGGAACAGCGACGACGCAGGGUCACCAGAGGGCACUGUCAAAUCACCCCUAGGCAGGUCAAGGAGUGACGUCACCGCUAGGAAAAGAAAAGAACGGACCUCUCUCUCAACUCUAUUUAGAAGAGCACAGAGAAACAAGAGCCCCGAUGUACCCGUGGUAAUUACCAGAAAGCCUAUAGUCGUUGUGAAAAGAAGUAAAAGUGACGUCUCUGAUCUGAAAUCCAAUACAACUUUAAAUAAUCAAAUUAAACCUAUUCGAAAGAGGUCUGGGAGUGAAACUGAAGAAUUUCUUAAAUCCUUAAGAAAUAAGAAGUCACAGCUUUCGCCCAUUAUAGAGAGUUCACCUAGGGAAGAUUAUUUCAAAAAGACGCCUCCCCUAGACGUAUUCCAAAAAGAAAGAUUGAAGCAGAAAAACUCUAACAAAUCCGAUAAGCAAAUUGCCACAGAUAUCAAAAAAGUUAAUCCUGUAGUUAAACCUCCCAGAUAUAAAAGCACAGAUAAAACAGAUCCUAAAACACCCUCCAGAAGUAAAAGCUUAACGGCGAGUGAGGGGGGAGGAAGGGAAGAGUCCUCCCCGCCUAUAGGUGAUACUCCAAAACGCAAAACUAACGUUAAGCAGACUAAUUUGGUCGAUGAGAUUGAUUCAACAAAAGAUAAAGAAAUAAAUCAACAAGAAGUAAAAGAUAAAAUAAAAGAAAGCAUCAAGAAAAUCGAGGAAAACGUCUAUGGUGAUAAGGAAAUGAAACAUAGUAGUCAGCAGCCCCCAGAAAAACCACCGCUGACUAGAGGACAAACAGUUGACCAGCUUGUCAAAAUUUUAAAAGAGGAUCAAGAUUCUCCACCACCUAAAAACCAUCUAAUAACUCCACCUCACGGCAGUAAUAUAAAUCAACCGUUUUCGUAUACUAAGCCCAGUGCAAGUCCUGACCCUAACCUUUUUGUAAGGACCACAAGCCCAGAUAGGGUACCGACCCCCGUCAAUAAAAUGGAAAAAGGCAUUGUCUACGCUCAAGUCGUAAGGGACUCGCCAGAUAGUGUACCCCCGUUUGGUAAAACAAGAAUGUAUUCCCCGCCCGAGAAAAAUGGAAACUACUCCGAUGAAGACGAAGGUCUCGGAUACGAAGAAAGAUACAAAUACUCCGCUGAACGUAAUUAUGAUUACAAAUACAAAAACAAAGAAAAUGAAAACUUUAAUAGCUUCGAAGUGCCCAACAUUAAGGAGUCGCCUAUUCGUCCAAGAUUUAGAGAAUAUAAAUUACUGAACUUUGAUGAUUUUGAACCUACCUAUGCAAAUGAGUAUCCAAGCAAACAUAAUGUGCGAAAUAAUUUGGAAAACUACAGAGGUAGAGCGGACGGUAUGGAUACUAAAAAGAAGCCGAUAGAACCUGAGCAUACCAAAAUUGAUUUGGACUUCAACGAGUUAAGCCAUCGGCGUCAACUUUUAGAGUCACGCUUAAAUGCUAGACGUUUAGAACGUGGAAAAGUAAACAUCGAAGAGCCGAUAACUAAAUACAUCGUUGAGAAUGAUCCGAUAUAUGAAGCGGAAAAACGUAUGAAAGCAACUGAGAAAUACGUUAAUGAGACAGCGAGAUACUAUCGUGAAACUUUGGAGAGAGAUGGCUACGUAGAGAGCAACAUUACAGAAGAUUUUAAUAAAUACGAUUCGGAUAAUCAUAACGUUAAAUACAACACAGAAAGUAGAACCUUUCAAAAGAUUCACAAGGAUGUUGACCGGCGUGUGUAUAAUAUUAGUCCGGAACCACGGUAUAAAGAAGAAAAGAAAGUGUUCCCUCCAGAGCCCGAAUACGAACCACCUAGCCUAGAGUCGAAUCCACGAAAACCUAUUCUUUCACCGGACGAGUACACAGAGAAAAAGUAUAAAGUGAAAAAACACUUCACUUCUAGUCAUGACCUUCUCCAGUCUGGUCAAAAAUACAAGGGUAAAGAGGAUUGGUUCGGUAAAAGGAAGGGUCAUUAUGCAUCCAACCCAGAAAUUGCCCAGGAGCGAGAAGAUGAUUACGCCAACCUGCGGUACAACGGUAAGCACAGCGAGUCCUAUCAUAACUCUCUGAGGCGCGUUAAGAACAAGGAUAGACAUUACAAGGAAGAUUAUAAAAUACGUCGCCACGAUUCAGGUGACAGCAGGGAUUCCUAUCGAGAAGAACGAUCGCCUCGCAGAUACGAUUUCGACAAUAGACUAGUCGAUUCUGGAAUCGAAAACGAUUUCCGAAAGGAUUCAAGCGGCGAAAUCCACAGAACUAGGCGCAUGAGACACGAGAGUGAUGACGAUGUACACAAUACAUCCCUAUUUUUAGCCAGUGAGAGGAGGCACACUGAAGACAACUAUCCAGCUGAACAGAUUUACGCUAACGGUGAAUACUUAGCCACAUUCAAAGACUACAAACGGGAUGAUAGGAAGGAAUAUGUUUCGAGAGAGAGAAGCGCUGACGACGGCUCCAAUUUUGAACCGAAACAUAAUAGAUAUGAGAAAAGUCCAAGUAAACACGAUGAUAAAAUCAGUGCGAAACCUCCUAAGGCUACGAAAAAGCUUUCUGGACUUGAGAAAGUGAAACAAUUAUUCUCUCGCGACUCUUCUAAGAAGAGCAAGAAAGAGAAAGAGGUAGUUCAGCCGAAAACACGCACGCGGGUACUCAAGAGCCCUGAACAUCUUGCCAGAGACGAUUCUGAAUAUAGAAGGUAUACCGACCCUGAACCGAGUGACAUAGACGUCAAAAAAAGAGAUUACGAUCCGAAAGAAGCGGAAAGAAGAUAUAAACAUUCAAGAGAAGAUUUGGACAGGUACAGAAGCUCCGAUCGUGAAGUAAACGAGAAAAAGUACAGGGAAACGGAGUACGAUGGAAGGUAUGACAGAACAUUGAAAGGUGAUAGAAGAUACAAGAGCCACGAAGAGGAUAAGCGACGGUACAACUCCUCGGACAGGGAAAGCGACCACCAGUCGAGGCCUUCUGAUAUUGAGAGCGACAGACGGAAGACCAGGUCCAAGACCGCUGGGCCCCUUGAUUCGCCUGCAUUGGCUGAAAGAUAUCGCGAGAGACGACGCCUGGCGACGCCCAGCCCGACGCCGUCGCCACCACGUCGGCAGCCGGCGCCGCAACCCACUAACGGUAGCUGGUUCAAGUCCCUAGACAGGCUUGGCAAGAAACGGGAGAAGAGCAUCAACAAUAGGGUUGAGAAAGACAGCGUGAUCACGACGGAGGACGAGUCCUCGCGCCGGGUGUGGUCGAAGCCGUCCAAGCCGCUCAACUCGCCGGCCAAGAACCUCCGGUUCUUCGGCGACACCGACCACGAGUCUGACGGCAACGCGAAGCACGCCGUCACCAAGACCAAAAGCCACCCGCAGCCCAAACGGCACGGCACCCUGAGGAAGACCAUAUCCAACUCCAGCACGGGCCUUGACGAGGUCGACCACAGCGAGCUCUCGAACAAGAGCUACUCGAUGUCGAACCUAUACAGGGACGAGGCGAACGAUUCGCCGCGAACGAGGCAGCACUACAGGAGGAACCUGCAGAACAUAUCGGAGAUACAGAGCAACUCGGAGACGGAGAGCCAGUUCGACAGGAGGGCGAGCGCGAAGCCGCCGAUUAGCCCCUACGACAGGUCCAGGAGUCACAGCAGCUCGAAGACCCUGAAGGCCGGUAAAAGCGACAUCAAGAGGAUCGGCAGAGGUGACGACAGGGGUAGCUCUUCAGAACUAAGGGGCAGUAAACACGAACUGAGCAGGGAUGUGAAACAUCGACGUCGCACUCCGCUAACGAACUCUGGGGAGAGCAGCACGGAAGGUGACUCCAGCCAUCAGAGCCAACGCAGUGUGGUCUACUUGCAUGCGACUACUGUCGGCGACAUCCCGGAUCCGGGCAAGCUGACGCGCAACCGCUCGAGGGACGACGUCUCCUCCGUCAUGUCAUCCAACAUCCAGGUGAGGAGCACCACGAAGAGCUUCUCUCUGUUCGCGCCCUGGACGCCGCGGCACCACGGCGAGCGGGACGUGCACUACGCGCAGAAGCCGAAGAGCAAACAGAAGGAGAGCGUGUUCAAGAAGGAGAGGAAAGUGACCGAAGAGCGGCCCUCGCUGCAGAAGAACAAGUCGCACAGCCAGACGACGCUGAGCCGGCCGCAGAGCCGGAGCCGCUUGACCAACUCGAGCUCAACGCUGUACCGCAGAGACAAAAGAGGCGGGAAAGAGAGCGCAAGCGAAAGCACCAUCUCGCGCAGGGCGAACGGCAAGAAGAGCCAGUCGAGCGAGAUACUGAACAGAGAGGAAAGAGAGAGGCUGUCCCGCUCGAUCUCGAUGCCGAAGGACCAAAACAAGAAGGCCGGAUGGUUCAAGCUGUCGAGUAAAAAUAAAAAGACCGAUGUGAAUACGCGCGUCCGU
Molecule: messenger RNA, 4758 nt
Organism: Iphiclides podalirius (scarce swallowtail)
Lineage: Eukaryota; Metazoa; Arthropoda; Insecta; Lepidoptera; Papilionidae
Source: the annotation of a GenBank genome assembly